UCCGCUUAUCGGUUCCGCUCGUUGCAAAUGUGUCAUCAUUAUAAUCACACGCACGCGCUGCGUUGUUUUGGUUACGCAGCAAACAUGUCAUCGAGGUAGAAGCGAUCUAAAGCGUGAAUAUAUUUCACUAGAAAAGACGCCAAUGCGGUCAUUUGCAACAACUGUAAAAGUUUAAUUUCGGCAAAGAGAAGAACUACCUCCAAUAUGCAGAAACAUUUGGCCACACAGCACGCAAUUCAUUUGCAGGACUGUCGCGUGUUUGAUACACUACUACUUAGCGACAGAGCAACAACAAGUGAGUCAAGCAGCAGCGGAGCUAACGAGACGCCAUCUUCUAUUAAUGCCGAAGUUUGCGAGUACAGUAACACGUGACUCUACAUUACUUGCAUCACUUUCUCAAAGCGAUUUAUUGUCGACAUCAUGUGACACAUGUUCAGUCUUUUGAUGUCUAGAAGACCAUCAAGCAGCGGAUCACUGGACAAUGAAGUGCACCGACAACCUGCACGCAAAAUUCUCAAUGUUCAGCUGGAUAAAGACGUCCAGCUAAACAAGUCGUCUCUUGAUUGGAGGCCCAGCGUCAACAAAGAGGUGACAAGCAGUCAAGUUUCAAAGGACAAGAAAACUGAGGAAAUUGUGUGGAGCUUCAGGAGCAUCCUCAACAAGUUGACCGUCGAGAAGUUUUACCAGCUGAUGGUGAAGGUGAAUAAGCUGCAGAUCAACACGAUUGUGCGUAUCAGGCAUGUCGCCGAGCUGGUGCGUGAGAAUGCCAUCUCUGGGCCCAGCUUCUCUGUCAUGUACAGCAGUAUGUGCAGAAAUAUGGCAAACUUGAAAGACUCCUCCAAACCAUCCAAACCAAGGUCGUCCUUCAAGUCAAUUCUGCUCCGAUUCUACUUAGAGCAGAUUGCCAAAGACCAAGAAAAAGAGAACAGCUUUGCCAUCAAACAGAAGGAGAUGGAGGCUGCACCAGCUGGCGAACAGGAAAUACUUAGACAAGAGCUUGCAGUGGCCAAGGCGAAAGCUACAAGAUGCUCCAUUGAAAACGUCAACUUCAUUGGGGAGCUCUUCAAACAGAAAAUGUUGAAGGAGACCAGCAUAAAAGAGUGUCUCACCAAAUCAUUGAAACAACACGACGAUGAGACACUUGAGUCCCUCUGUAAGCUGCUCACCACCGUGGGUAAAGAACUGGAUGUCGGGGAAGGAAAGAUCAAAAUGGACAAGUACAUUCACCAGAUAGAAACGUUGGUGAAGGAGCGCGAAACAUCAACGCGGAUCCGUUUCAUGAUGCAGGACGUCAUAGACCUCAGACUUAAUGUAUGGGUACCACAAAGGGCAAAUCUGGUUCCCAAGACCAUCACCCAGAUCCAUGAGGAGGCUAAGAGGGAAAAGGAGAUGGAACAGCAGAAAGUCAGCCUUCCGCUGUUCAAGGAGUUGAAGAAAGAAGAUGAAAGCCCCAUCUCAUUAAGACCACAGAGUCCAUCGUUCUUCUCUCCGGCACCAAUAAAGAGGGAAAAACAACCAGAGCUGCCCCGGAUCUCAUCUCCAGCCCUAUCUGAGGAUUCUUGUUUGAGGGAAGCGAUACCAGAGCUUCCCCUGUCCCAGAUCCCACCUUCAGCCUCAUCCCAAUCUGAAGAGUCUCCGGAGAACCUUCAGGACCCAGAGGAGAAAAAUCUAGAGGACUUCUAGGGGAUGUCAGGGCUAUGAGCAUUUACACAGAACCCAGCUCAUCCGGCUCAUACACCAGCAUGUGCAGAAGUUUAGCCAUGAUGAGAGUUCCUAUGAAGAAUAAGCCCUAUAUAGAUGUGAUCUUCAAAUCUCUCCUGCUCCAGUUCUGUUGGAAGCAGAUUGAAACGGACCAGGACGUAAAAUGCUUAGUUAACAGCAUCAAGUUCUUCAUUGAGCUCUUCAAACAGAAGCUACUGACAAAGGCCUUUAUGCAAGAGUGUGUUGUGAAAUUGCUAAAACAACAAGAAGGCAAGACACUCGAGUGCCUAUGUCACCUCCUCACCAGCGUGGGUAAUGAGAUGGAUGUUGGGGAAGCAAAGUCUGAUAAUUGACGCACACUUCACCCAACUGAAGAACCUGGUGAUGGAGCAGUGUAGGGCUGCAACUAACGAUUAUUUUAAUAAUCGAUUAAUCUAUAAAUGAUUUGUUCGAUUAAUCGAUGAAUCGGAUAAAAACCAAAAAAACAAGAAAAGCAUUAAUAUCCAACCUUUUAUACAAAAACAGAACUGCACAAGUGUGAAGAAGUGCACAAACAUUUGCUCCUUGAACCACUGAGCUGUUAUAAUAAUAAUAAAAUAAAAAUAUAAAAAAUAAAGAACAAUUCAAAUCAGAAAAUUUAACAGGAUUUCUCACAAACUCUCACACUGACACACACACACACACACUUUGUCUCUCUCUCAAAUUGACUUGAAGCUUAUUCAUUAAAUUAUAAUUAUCAAUAAUAACCUAUAUGGGACAUAGCACAGAAUACACACUGCAAAAAUUGCUUUUCUAACUUAGUAGUUUUGUCCUGUUGUCAGUCCAAAUAUCAAAAAAAUCUUAAAUCAAGAAACAUUAACUAGACACAUGAAAUAGCAUAAGAAAGUAUGUCUUGCUUUCUGAAAAAACACCUCAAAAUUAAGUAAUUGUUUGCUUAAAACAAGCAAAAUGAUCUGCCAAUGGGGUAAGAAAAAUAAUCUUAAUGAGAUAUAAUCUUAAACAGAAGUUUUAAGCAUCACUUAAUUUUCUCAUGCCAUUUUUCUUUUCUAGUAAUCUUGAUUUAAUAAUUUUUUGAUAUUUGGACUGGAAACGAGACAAAAUUACUUGGUAAGAAAAGAUGUUUUUGCAGUGUAGCUAUACAUGACAACAGAUUGAAAAAUGAAUGGUCCAAAAAAGGAUGUUACCACCCCUGCAUUACUAUUGUUAAUAGCGAGUUAACGCUAACUUGUCAAGCUGGAUAACGAGUAAACACCAGCACCAGCGACAUUACGUUCUUCACUUCAAAACGGAACAAAAGUGGGAUUCUGUAGUGACUUAACCUGCUGUUGAACUCCCUUCCUCCUCAUCAAAGAACCCAACAUGUUUCCGUUUCAGGUGCUGGAUCAUUACUGUGGUGCUCCCGUGUCAUGCCAUGUCGUAUUUGCAUAUAUUGCAAUUAAAACACUUUUUCAUUUUAUUAAGUUUGAAAUGCUCCCGCAUAUUUGAUGACUUGGUUCGCGUUGAUUUCUCUGCCUCCGCCAUGUAUCUUUUCUCUAACUCCGCUGGUUUAUUUUAUUUUUGCUCCUCCCUGUUUAUGAUGCGCCGAACUCUGCUAGCAUCAGUGCGCGAGAGAGACCGAGUGUGUUCACUCCGCUCAGCGCUCAAAUAAAGUUUUUUAUUUUUUUAAUAAUCAAACGUCUCCGCGUCGCGCGACACAACGAAUCGAUAAUGAAAUUCGUUGCCAACUCUUUUAGUAAUCGAUUUUUAUCGAUUCUAUCGAUUCGUUGUUGCAGCCCUAGAGCAGUGAUGAUGAUGAGAUGUCCCUUGCAGCAUCAGAGGGCGACUUACUGGCAUCCGACCCAGACGAUUCCUCGGAGCUCCCUCUGUCGGUGGGUCGAGCCCAGGAAGAAGCGGAUGUCGAAAUGUCAGCCAUGCUUUCCCAGGCCGCCAUGAGCAUUGGGCUGCACUGUACGGCAGUUGGUAGUUUUGGCAGCAGAAGUCAGCUUCAGCACUCUCCAGGAGAUCCACAGGCCGACCAGCUUUAAAUUUGAAAUGCAGUAGAAUUUAAGCUAACAGAGUCAACUAACUACAUCAUUGGGUAAAUCAAGCUCACAUGAUUGGUUAUCAAUAGAUAAACAAGAACAAAAAGCUCUCAAACAUUUCUGGAAUUAUGAGACAGGACAUAUAGUCCUAUAGAUUAUCAAAGAUGACAGGCAUCUUCUAUGAUACGAAUUAAAAGAUGACGUUAUGUCUGUUUCGUGAUUUUCCACUCUUUCUCAUUUUCCCGAAACAGAACAAUCACACACAAACUUCUCAAGGGUAACAGAAUUCGUUUUUGUAGAUGAUGAUAUGAAGUCCCUUCACACUGACCUAGCAGGGAGAGUCUAGGCAUUCAUUUGAGACUUUAAAUCAUGAAUUAUUCUCUACUUUCUGUAUCAGUAAAGGUGGGUGUUAAUCGUGCUUAAAGCUCCAGUAUGUAAUAAUUUUGUAAUAAAAUUUCAGAAAAUAACUUGCACAGUGUGAUAUAUUUCCUCCAGUUGUGUACUUACAAUAUUUCAAAAGUCUCUAAAGAUUUUUUAUUUCAGAGAAAUUCCGAUUUUAAAUAACUGGCCGUCCCGGAAAAGAAAUGUCGCCUCUCAGUGACGCAAUGUCCGCUCUAUACUUUGUUCCGGUGUAGACCAGAAUAUCACAUGGUCAAAUGCGGAAGUGGUUGUUAUGGAUCACGAUUACUCUUUGGCGAGUAUUGAAGUGCCAGUAAAACGGAAGCGUCCAUAUUUGGAUACACGCAGACUGUGUGACAAACGGAGGAAUAAAACCAGGAUAAAUAUCGGCCAGGCGUU
This is a messenger RNA of Triplophysa dalaica, 4520 nucleotides long. Its product is annotated as eukaryotic translation initiation factor 4 gamma 3-like. Gene Ontology annotation, cellular component: eukaryotic translation initiation factor 4F complex. Gene Ontology annotation, molecular function: protein binding; mRNA binding; translation initiation factor activity. Lineage: Eukaryota; Metazoa; Chordata; Actinopteri; Cypriniformes; Nemacheilidae. The record is from RefSeq and is a predicted model, not a curated record. The transcript has 11 exons. The coding region runs from base 430 to 1683 and encodes 417 amino acids.